AAGUCGAACUCUGCAGAGUGUUUUGAAUAGCACGCGAACGAAAUUGUUGGUGAUCGCGAAUUAAUUUUAGGAAUUUUUCUCGCACUAAACAACCCUUUCGGUGUGAAUCGUCAUGGCUCUCCACUUUGUCCUCCGAUCUUCGUGCAGAAAUUCUGCUCCAAUCUUCGUUUCGCUUCUCAAUGCCGGCAGAGUACCGGCCGUGAGCCGUUCGCUGACAACUGUCUCCAAAUCGCUGCUGCUGCCAAAGCCGGUGCCCUCGAUUGGAAUCGCCAGCCUGAGACAGUUCUCUGCUAGUCCCAUUCGCCGGGCUGCCGCCACCGGAAACCACGUCACGCUAUGGAAUGCCGAGCGAGCCCUCUCCGUGGCCCUUAUCGGUAUUCUUCCCGUUGGUCUGAUGUUCCCCUCGCAAGCCGGUGACGCUCUGAUGGCCAUCAGCAUUGUUAUGCAUCAGUAUUGGGGACUGGAAGCCAUCGUGACCGAUUACGUACGACCGAUCAUGUUCGGGGCGGCUGUUCCCAAGAUUGCCCACGGCCUGUUGCUGGUCGUUUCCGCUGCCACCCUCGGAGGACUGUUCUACUUCAUUCACAAUGAUAUCGGUAUUGCCAACACCAUCCGGAAGAUCUGGUCUACCAAGUCGAAGGCUUAAACAGAUGAUUGCGCCGCCUGGAGGAAGUUAUCAAUAUUAAUAGUGAAGCAAUCGCGUCUUGCACCCGCACUUUUCAGGGAAUUUUCGGAUAAUGAAAGGUAACCUCUCUCCCGGAACAACACCAGAAAACAGAAGUGAUCCAAAUCGAAAGCGAAAUUGUACGAGCGUGUCACAUUUGAAUAACAAAGUUAUCUCUUAUUUAAAUUAUUCGUGAGACAUAAAGUGUAAAGAAAAUCGA
Molecule: messenger RNA, 884 nt
Organism: Ochlerotatus camptorhynchus
Lineage: Eukaryota; Metazoa; Arthropoda; Insecta; Diptera; Culicidae
Gene: SdhD
Product: succinate dehydrogenase, subunit D
Exons: 3
Coding region: 113-646 (177 amino acids)
Biological process (GO): mitochondrial electron transport, succinate to ubiquinone; tricarboxylic acid cycle
Cellular component (GO): mitochondrial envelope; membrane
Molecular function (GO): succinate dehydrogenase (quinone) activity; ubiquinone binding; heme binding
Source: RefSeq, a predicted model, not a curated record